GCACGGUGGGGUUCGGCGGGUCGCCGGACGAGGCGUGCGAGACGACGCUGGACGCGCUGCUCAUGGACGGCGCGACCAUGAAGUCGGGCGCCGUGGGCGGGUUACGGCGCAUCCGGGAUGCGAUUGCUGUCGCGCGCGCCGUGCUCGACCACACGCGCCACUCGCUGCUUGUUGGGGACCUGGCCGCGCAGUUUGCGGUGGAUAUGGGGCUGGGGCCGGAGGUGGAUUUGGGGACUGCGGAGAGUAGGAGUAGGUGUGAGGAUUGGAGGGCGGGCGGGUGUCAGGGGAAUUAUCGCGUUGCGGUCGAGCCGGAUCCGGCGACGUCUUGUGGGCCGUAUCGGCCGCUGUCGGCUGCUGCGGGGUCUGUUGGGGAGGAUGAAGGGCAGGCUUCGCAUGAUACUAUUUCCAUGGUGGUGAUUGAUAGUGGUGGGGGUAUGGCGGCGGGGACGUCCACGAACGGGGCGGCAUUCAAAGUUCCGGGUCGUGUUGGGGAUGGCCCGAUUGUUGGGAGCGGAUCAUAUGUGGAUAGCGAUGUGGGCGGGUGUGGUGCGACUGGCGAUGGGGAUAUCAUGAUGCGGUUCUUACCGUGUUAUCAGGCGGUUGAGAACUUGAGGCUCGGCAUGACGCCGACAGAAGCCGCUGAGGAUGCGGUCAGGCGCAUGCUACGGAAGUACCCCAAAAUCUCGAGCGGGCUUGUGGUGGUGAACAACAAGGCCGAACACGGCGCCGCAGGGUCUGGAUGGACCUUCACCUACGCAUUCCGAGGGGGAGCAAUGAAUACUACCAACGUUGUGAGCGUCCCACCGUUGGAAGCCGGCUCGGUUAGCGGGAGGGAAGGCGAUGAUAGUCCAAGCGAGAUCUGAGGAUUCUACGAAAUUUUAACAUUGCCCAAAACGUUACUCGCGGCACUGCUCAAUCUGU
Molecule: messenger RNA, 921 nt
Organism: Chaetomium fimeti
Lineage: Eukaryota; Fungi; Ascomycota; Sordariomycetes; Sordariales; Chaetomiaceae
Product: nucleophile aminohydrolase
Exons: 1
Coding region: 63-863 (266 amino acids)
Biological process (GO): protein deglycosylation
Cellular component (GO): cytoplasm
Molecular function (GO): beta-aspartyl-peptidase activity; N4-(beta-N-acetylglucosaminyl)-L-asparaginase activity; asparaginase activity
Source: RefSeq, a predicted model, not a curated record